Molecule: messenger RNA, 672 nt
Organism: Cucurbitaria berberidis CBS 394.84
Lineage: Eukaryota; Fungi; Ascomycota; Dothideomycetes; Pleosporales; Cucurbitariaceae
Exons: 1
Coding region: 187-585 (132 amino acids)
Source: RefSeq, a predicted model, not a curated record
CGUAAAACAGUUUUCAACUCGUCAAACUUCUACAUGUUCAUCGCAGUAUUGAAGAAAACUAAAUUCUUAUUCUUACAAAGUCAACGCUCAGCGACUUCCAUAUCCAACAUCAUCAAUCGUCCUCAAGCUUAGGCACCUCUUGAAAACUCUUUCCAGAGCAAUACUACCUUUCAGCGUCAAAUCACAAUGCCUGGUCUCUCUACCCACCCAACACUCCCUUACCUCUCUUCUUUCUUCGCCAGCGUCUUUCUCGGCUUCGGAGUCACCUACAUCCUCUAUCCCCAGACUGCCUAUUCCCUGUAUGGCUUCUCAUCGUCUCCCACAAAUCUAGUCGACUGGGCCGUCAUGAAGCGCGUAAUGAUUCUUUACGGUGCGAAGGAUCUGUUUAUUGCAGCGGCUAUCUUUGCGUCAACGUGGUAUGGAACGAGGAAAAGUGCAGGACUGGUGCUCAUGGCGGCGAGUGCGUGUGCGGGCGUUGAUGGGUACGUAGUUGGAAAGGAGGCAGGAACAAAUCAUUGGAAUCAUUGGGGCUAUGGAAGUGUUAUGGGAGUACUUGGGGUUGUGAUGACGGGGUUGUUGGGUUAGGGCAUUGGAUCGUUCGUGUCGACAGACGGGUUUCUAAGAACAGUGACCAAGACGAGAGUGGAAUAGCCUACCUGUGUCUGAUCUAGC